Pleurotus ostreatus (oyster mushroom) is the source of this 1845-nucleotide messenger RNA. RefSeq lists its product as uncharacterized. Lineage: Eukaryota; Fungi; Basidiomycota; Agaricomycetes; Agaricales; Pleurotaceae. The coding region runs from base 1 to 1845 and encodes 614 amino acids. The record is from RefSeq and is a predicted model, not a curated record. Gene Ontology annotation, biological process: proteolysis. The transcript is spliced from 10 exons. Gene Ontology annotation, molecular function: tripeptidyl-peptidase activity; serine-type endopeptidase activity.
AUGAGGAUACCCAUAUUUACUGCUGCCAGUCUGGCACUGGCCGUCUUGCCAUGUCUGGCGGUACCAUCAUAUUACGUUUCCAGGGAUAAUGGCUGCGAACACCAGGUGAAGGAGAGCAUCACGCCGCCUCACGGUUGGACGAAGUAUGCCGCCGCGCCACCCUACCACACGAUCACUCUUCGAAUCGCUCUUUCACAACCCCAUUUCUCGACUUUGGAACAACACCUGGCUGAAAUCAGUGACCCAGACCACCCGCGGUAUGGCGCGCACCUUUCGGCGGAGGAGGUUGACGCGCUAGCGGCACCGCACUCUGAUAGUAUCAGGCUGGUGGACGAAUGGCUCGCUGGUCACGGUUUAAAGGAUUCGGACAUCGCUCGCUCGUCGUCGAAGGACUCGCUAAGCUUCACAGUGCCUGUAAAGCUGGCAGAACAGAUGUUGGACACGGAAUACAACGUCUGGCGGCACGACGACGACGAGUACAUCCUUCGCACAACACGCUACAGUCUACCGGCAAAACUCCAUGCACACAUUGAGCUUGUGCAGCCGACCACUAUUUUUGCCCGCUGGAAAGGACUCAAAUCACAUCUCUUUUACGAGGACGUCGAAGUCCAAACGAAGACUCUUGCCUCGCCACUCAUGAACGUAAACAACUUCAACGUUGUGGGCGGUGGUAUUCUUCCUGCCGGUCGCGUUGACCCGAAUUGCAACUACACGAUCACGCUCAAUUGCUUGCGGCAGAUGUACAACAUCGAAUACACACCCCAGGCCAUUGACCAGCAACGAAUUGGCAUCACAGGGUAUCUCGAGCAGUUCGCGAAUAUCGAGGAUCUUCAGUCGUUCUACAAGAUGCAGCGUCCUGAUGCCUUGGGUUCCGACUUUGAAUAUUUCUCUGUGGCUGGCGGGAUCAACAACCAGAGCAUAGAGGCUGCCGGUACUGAAGCCAAUCUCGAUGUACAGUACGCUUUUGGACUCGCCCAUCCAAUACCUGGUGUCUACUGGUCAACCGCCGGUCGGCCUCCCUUCCAAGCUGAUAUCGCAACUGUGAGGAAUACCAACGAGCCCUACCAAGAGUGGCUUGACUACAUGUCGUCGUUCCCCAACCCGCCCGCCGUCAUAUCAACUAGCUACGGUGAUGCAGAACAGACCGUGCCGCGAUCGUAUGCGGUAAACGUGUGCAGAGGCUUCGCCAAGCUGACGGCUCGUGGUGUUUCGCUGAUAUUCGCUUCGGGUGAUGGUGGCGUUGGAGACGGAAACCCAGAUCCUGAAACCCAGAAAUGCAUCAGCAACGAUGGUCGAAAUGCCACUAGGUUCUCACCGCUGUUUCCCGCGACGUGUCCAUAUGUCACAGCAGUUGGAGGCACGAACAGCUAUCCUGAGGUUGCUGUAUACUUUUCUGGAGGCGGUUUCAGCAACUACUUCCCUCGCCCAGCCUAUCAAUCGCAGGCAGUGAAUCAGUUCCUUGGAAAACUAGGCAACACAUACCAAGGCCUUUACAACCGAUUUGGUAGAGCUAUUCCAGAUGUCGCCGCCCAAGGCCGCCAUUAUGCAAUCCACUCCAGAGGCAAAUGGGCGUCGAUUGGAGGGACAUCUGCUGCAGCACCCGUCUUCGCUGCCGUGAUUUCGCUGAUCAAUGAUGCUCGCCUCGCCCAAGGGAAAUCUGUCCUCGGUUUCUUGAACCCAGCGCUGUACAAAAGCGCGAUCCCCGGACUCAAUGAUAUUACGGAGGGAAAUAACCCUGGGUGUGGGACGAAUGGCUUCUCCGCGACGGAUGGGUGGGAUCCCGUCACUGGCCUUGGGACGCCUGAUUUCUUAAAACUCAAGGACAUUUACACGAACAUGCCGUAG